This is a messenger RNA of Salvia splendens (bonfire salvia), 9693 nucleotides long. RefSeq lists its product as uncharacterized. NCBI's taxonomy places the organism in Eukaryota, Viridiplantae, Streptophyta, Magnoliopsida, Lamiales, Lamiaceae. The transcript is spliced from 24 exons. The coding region runs from base 1 to 9693 and encodes 3230 amino acids. The record is from RefSeq and is a predicted model, not a curated record.
AUGAAUGAAGUUAUACAAGAAGUCACAAGUGACUAUAAGGAUAAAAAUAUAAUUGAUGAGGUUGACAAACACGAGGAAGUUAGUGAGAAUCUGUCUACAACUGUUUUGACUGAGGAUUCCGAAGGAAACUCAUUGGUCGAACUGGAAGGUUCAGAAACUAAAAAGGAAGAUGACUCGGAAAAGGAAAGCAAUGAAACACCUUUGCCACUAGAAGUCAGUGACACAUCAACGUUUUUGGAUGAGGCUCGUGUUGAGGAUGGAGAGCCAAAGAAAGCUGAGUUUUGUGCUGAUGAGAUGGAUGUGGAAAGUAUGCCACCGAAGACGGAAUCUAUAAAAGAAGGAGAUGUGCAUGUAGAUUCUGAAGAUACAAAAGUACCUGAUUCAGUGAACAAAGUAUCAGAAGGUGGAACAGUUGAUGGAGAAGCAGAAAAGGAAGAAAAUGUUGAGAAUGUUCCAAUAAUUAUUCCAAAUGAGAAGACGGAAGAGAAUUUAUGCGUCCAUGUUGAUGGUCAAGAAACAGAAAAUGAACAACUAUCCUCGAUAAAUAAUUACCCAGCAAACGCCAGUAAUGAUGAGGUAAUUGUCAAGGACGAGGAACCAAGUGGAGAAGAAUUGUUUGGAAAGGACAAAAACACUGAGAGUGUUUUGCUGACAGAAGAAGUGCAGAGCAAAAAGGCUGUAGAAUCCUUACAUGCAGCACUUGAAGAUAUAAAAACAUCUGAUUUCGAUCAAUGCACAGAAGCAACUGGUAUCCUUGAGGAGCAAAUCCCUGCUGAAAAUUCACAAGGAAUGCCCAGUGAUGAAACGGGAACUGAUGCAGCUAAUACCAAUGAGAAAACUCAGGAAUUACAGAAUGUCUCAUAUGAGGGUAGUGACAAGGGCUUGCUGAUCAAAGUGGCUGACUCAGAAAUGGCACAAGAUAUAAAUUUGGAAGAGGAACUGGAAACACUGUCACUAACUGAAACUUCAAAAGAUGAGGCCAGAGAUAACGAGUCAACAAAAACUAGCGACGAAUUUGCAAGCAAAGUUGAAUUUCCCAAUGAUGAGAAAAGUACAGACUGUACUACAUCAAAGAAAGAGAGUUUGCAGCCUCAGGAUCAUAAUACACCUACUCCAAGUGCAGCCAGAGAAACAACUUGUUCACUUGAAGAGCAAAGCUUAGGGGAGAACUCCCAAACAAUUAUAAGCGAAAAACUAAUUGACGAAGGUGCAGCUGAAAAGCAUGAUCUCACUCUAGAGAAUGUAGCCACAGAAACUCCACAUGAGCACAUUGAAGAGAAUGCAGUAACCCAAGUGGGUUACUCAGUGGGGAAACAUGAGGAAAGUAUGGAAGAGGACAAUCAAAAUUCAUCUUUGAUAGAAGCUCCAGCAGAGGAAACCAAUAUCAUGGAAUCAAAAAAUAUCGAUGAACCCAAAAAUUGGGGCGAAGAGUCAAUAAAACCUGAUUUGGAAAAUGGGGAGAACACAGAAAGUAUAUAUGAGGAGGAAGAAACAGAUGUGGAGAUGCCUAUUGACUCCUUGCAAGUCAAGCCUGAUGAUAUUAAACAACAUGAUUCAGUUUCAGAUAUAAACAAAUCCAUCGAGGAAGAAACCUCAAAUUCAGAUCCACAAGAAAAUUCAACUAACAAGGUAGAGAGAAAAUCUGUUGAUGCGACUCAUGCAAAUGAGGGAAAUGUGGAGACAAAGGAUGUCGCGAAAGAUAUUCCAGACUGUGACAAGGAAGAUAGGAUACCAAUUGAAGAAGUUGGCUCACAAAAUCCAUUGAACGAAGCUUUAGCAGGCAAUGCCAUUGAUGAGGAGUCAACAAAAAUUACUGAAGACUGGUUGAUCACGAAAGAAGAACCCCUCGAGUUAUUGCAAGUAGCAGAUCAGGAUAUUGAAACACCUCCUUCAAGUCAAGACAGGGAAAUAGGUUCUCUAGAUGAGGAAAGCCCCACUACAAGAUUUGAAGCCAUCAUUGACGAUAACAAAGAGGAGAUGCCUAAUAAUAAAACAGGGGAAGAGGAUGAAACUCCUAAGGAUAAGGAUAUUGUAGAAAAUAUUUCGGAGUAUGGCAAGGAAGAUAACAUGCCAUUCGAAGAAGUUGUGUCACAGAAUCCACUGAAUGGAGCUUCGACUGAGAAUGCCAACAUUGAGGAGUCACCAAGAAUCAAUGAAUGCAGUUUAAUCAAGGAAGAAGCAUCCCUUGAGUCAUUGCAAGAGGCAGCUCAGGAGAUUGAGACUCCUAAAAUCACUGAAGGCAGUUUGAUCAGGGAAGAAGCAUCCCUUGAGUCCUUGCAAGAGGCAGCUCAGGAGAUUGAGACAACCCACUUGGGUCAAGAGAGAGAAAUAAGUUCUCCAAAUGAGCAAAGGCCUCUUGAAGGAAUCAAGGAUGAUAACACAGAGGAGAUAGCUGAUAGUGAAACUAGUCUGGAGGUUGAAACUAACCAUGAGCAAAAUAUUGCAAAUACUACUCCAAGUGAGGACAAAAAAGAGAGUAUGCAAGUCCAAGAAGAUUGCUCACAGCAGGAACAAAAUGAGAGUAAAAACAUACCUUCUUCGGGAUCUCCAGCAGUGUCCUGCACUGUAAGUAGUCCAGUCAAAGAAGAAGAAAGAGUGAAAAUUAAUCCACAAGGGACAUGUGAUGAAACACAUGAAAAUACUGUUGAUGCUGCUAAUAAAAUCAAUAACUAUGCAGCAACUCCAGAUGAGGACACUAAAGAAGAUUCACGAGACCAAGUAGAUGAUAUACUCCUGGAACAGGAAGAACAUUCAGAAAAGGAUAGUGAAAGCACAUCAUUAUCAGAUGCUCCAAAAGAUGAAAUCACAGAAAGCACGUUGGUUAAGGAAGUAGCAGAAGUUGAGGAUCCUAUUGACUCCUCUGAUGUAGUAACCGAGGAUAUCAAGGCAUUUGCUCCAUGUCAAGUCACAGAAAUAAGCUCCACUGUGGACCAAAUCAUAGAUACGGAAGAUAUCUCAAGUAACAAAAUAACAGAAAAGACAGUUGAUGCAACAAGCGGGGACACUCAAGACACUCAGGAUAUUGCAAAAAGUGUUCCACGGGAAUAUGACUCACCAAAAGAGCAAAAUACUGAAGCUGUAUUGAUAAAGGAAGAUGUAUCCAUUGGGUUACCUCAGAUAGUAGGUGAUGAAAUUAGUCCAGUCCACGAAGAAGAAAAAGUGGAAAUUCCUACUGAGGAGCUAAUCCUAACUGCUACUCCACAACGGAUAUUUGAUAAAACACAAGAAAUAACUGUUGAUGCUACUAAUAACAACAAUGAUCUUGUAAUAAGAGUUCCAAAUGGAGACAAUGAGGAUGACUCACCAAUUGAAGUGGAUGGCUUACGAGAACCUUCUUCUAAAGAAGUUCCUGCAGAAAAGAUCAAUGAUGAUGAACCAACUACUAGCCAUGAGGUUGAAUUUGCAAAUGAAAAUACUGUAAAAGCCAACUUGAACGAAAAUGAGGAAAAACUAGAAUGUUCUCUGGUAAAGGAAGAAGCACAUAUUGAGUCUUUGCAGGUAGCAGAUAAGGAUGUUAAAGAUACUUCUUCAGGUCAAGAUAGAAAACCAAGCAAUUUAGAAGAGCAAGGCUCAACUGAAGAUUCUCAUGAAACCAUGGGUGAUGAAAGAUAUGCAAAGUCAUUUGAUUCAACUGAUCUGAAGCAAGAAACUCUUGCGGACGAGAACUAUGCAGCCACUACAGAUGCGGACACUAAUGAAGAUUCACGAAACCAUGUAGAUCACUUACUAAUGGAACAGGAAAAACAUUCAGUAAAUGAUAGUGUAAGCACAUCAGUAUCAGAUGCACCAAAAGAUGACAUCAGAGGAAGCACAUUGGCUAAGGAAGUAGCAGAGAUUGAGGAUCCUAUUGACUCCUCUCAAGUAGCAACUGAGGAUAUCAAGGCAUUUGCUCCAAGUCAAGACACAAAAAUAAGUUCUACUGUGGAACAAAUCAUAGAUUCUAAAGAUAUCUCAAGUAACAAAAUAACAGAAAAGACAGUUGAUGCAACAGGCGAGGAAAGUCAAGAGGCUCAGGAUAUUGCAAAAAGUGUUCCAAGGGAAGAUGACUCACCAAAUGAGCAAAAUACUGAAGCUACGUUGAUGAAGGAAGAUCAGUCUAUUGAGUUACCUCGAAUAGUAGCUGAGGAUAUAAAAGAACCCUGUUCGAGUGAAAUUAGGGAAACAAAUGCUCAAGAAGAACAAAUUCCAUGUGCCAGUUCUGGAGUAGUCAUCAAUGACAACAAAGAGGAGACAACAAUUGAUCCAACAAUCUUUAAAAAUGAAACCCUUAAGAAUGAGGUAGCAGAAGUUUCUGAAGAAGCUGGAGAAAAGGCUUCAGAAGAGGUCGAAGAAAAGAUAUUUGCAAAUGAAGCAAUGGAGAGAAUCCUCCACCAAGAAGAGCUGGAAACGAGCAUUGAGGAGCCUACACCGAAAAAAGACGGUGAAAAUCCUCACAACUUAGAUAUUGCAUGUGUGAAAACAGACACUCAAGAUUCAAGUAAAGAGGUUGUCCAAACAACAAUAAUCCCUGAGGGAGAAAGUGAGGAACAUAACAAGGAAGAUGAAAUUUGCAGCUCAGACGAACUGCAGGAACAUUUGAUACUUUCAGAAGGGAAAAGCAAGGAGGAAGCCAAAGAAACCUAUAAAGAAGCCUGUGUUGAGGCUGAGCAGUUUGAUUUAUCUUCUCAAACCAAAGACAUAUCAGAAUGUGCAUUUGGUGAUGUUGGGCAGGAAACCCCAGAAGAGAAUGAAAAAUAUACAACAGAAAAGUCUUAUGAAGAGGAUGAUCCAAAACAAAUCACAGAAUGUGAAGUAUCCUCGGCUAGUGAAGACAUUAAAUUGACAGAACAAUCCUCAGAGGAUGCAUCCAUCACUGCUGAAGUUCAAGAAGCAAAAGCUGGGAUUGAUUUGGGGGCUGCUGUUCCAGUCCCAGAAGCAACUGGAAUAGAAAGUCAAGAGGUAGAAGAAUUAAAUGAUAAAUGCACAGAGAUGGCAGACACCUCCACAACAAAUGAAACUUCCGUUGUGACAGCAUCCAAAAAUAUAGGAGAAAGUACAGGAGGAGCCCCACUGGAGGCCGAAUACCAACAGACCAAAGAAACUGCACUAACUGAACAACUCUCAGAGGGUGCAUGUAUCACAGCUGAAGUGCAAGAAGAAAAAGGUGGGAUUUAUUUGGGGACUGCUGUUCCAGUCCCAGAAGCAACCAGAUCAGAACGUCAAGAGGUCGAAGAAUUAAAUGAUAAAUGCACAAAGAUGGCAGACACCUCUGAACCAGUGGAAAAUUCGGAGAUUUCCACAUUGAAUAGCAUAGGAGAGAGUACAGAACGAACCAAACUGGAGGCCAAAGACCAACAGGCAAAACUUCGUGAUUUUCCAGAAGAAUCAAAUAUGAGGCAUACUGAAGAGAAGAUAGCAGGAAUAGAUGAUGCAGUGAAUCUUCAAAGUGUCAGAGAUACUGGCGAGGAUGUCCAAGACAAGGAAUUCUGUAAGGAAUCAUUUGGAGUGUCAAACAAUCAAAAUCCAGUGAAGGGAGAUCCAGAAGAAAGAACAGAGACCAGUGAAGGAAAGGAAGCAAACCCGAUUCAAGUAGCACCUGCCUCGGAGACACUACAGCAAGAAAUAGAAGAACAAAAACCGGGAAGGGAUACUGAGGACGUCCAUGAAGAAGAUACAAAUAUAUCUAGUAUCCCUAAUCAGUUAGAAAGUGUCUGUGGUGCAGAUACAGCAAAGCUCCCGGAAUCAAGCAUUCAUCAAAGUUCUGUUGAGAACACAGAUCAAUGUGACAGAUCAGUAAAUUGCUCACAACAGGAACAAAAUGAGAGUGAAAACAUACCUUCUUUGGAAGCUCCAGCAGUGUCCUGGACAGAAAGUAGUUCAGUCAAAGAAGAAGAAAAAGUGGAAAUCCCUACUGGGGAGCAAAUCCUGACUGCUAAUCCACAAGGGAAUGAUGAAACACGGGAAAAAACUGUUGAUGCUGCUAAUGAAAACAGGGAUGUUGUAAUAAGCAUUACAAAUGGAGACAAUGAGGACAACUCACCAGUUCAAGUGGAUGGCUUACAAGAACAUUUUUCAGAAGAAGUUCCUGCAGAAAAGAUCAAUGAUGAUGAACCAAUUACUACCCAUGGGGUUGAAUUUGCAAAUGAAAACGCUGUAACAGCCAACUUGAAUGAAAAUGAGAAGAAACUAGAAUGUUCUCAUGUAAACGAAGAAGUAGAUAUUGAGUCAGUGCAGGUAGCAGAUGAGGAUGUUACAGAUACUUCUUCAGGUCAAGAUAGAAAAUCAAGCCAUUUAGAAGAGCAGGCCUCAACUGAAGAUUCUCACGAAACCAUAGGUGAUGAAAGACAUGCAAAAGCAUUUGAUUCAACUGAUCUGAAGCAAGAAACUCUAGAGGAUGAGAACUAUGCAGCCAAUCCAGAUGAGGACACUAAAGAAGAUACACAAGACCAAGUAGGUGGCUUACUACUGGAACAGGAGGAACAUUCAGAUAAGGAGAGUGGAAGCACAUCAUUAUCAGAUGGUCCAAAAGUUGACAUCACAGAAAGCACAUUGGCCAAGGAAGUAGCAGAGAUUGAGGAUCCUAUUGACUCCUCUCAAGUAGCUACUGAGGAUAUCAAGGCAUUUGCUCCAAGUCAAGACACAAAAACAAGUUCAACUGUGGAACAAAUCAUAGAUUCUAAAGAUAUCUCAAGUAACAAAAUAACAGAAAAGACAGUUGAUGCAACAGGCGAGGAAAGUCAAGAGGCUCAGGAUAUGGCAAACAGUUUUUCACGGGAAUAUGACUCACCAGAUGAGCAAAAUACUGACGCUAUAUUGAUAAAGGAAAGUGAAUCCAUUGAACUAUCUCGAAUAGUAGCUGAGGGAAGUAUUCCAGUCCAAGAAGAAGAAAAAAUGGAAAUCCCUACGGAGGAGCAAAUCCUAACUGCUAAUCCACAAGGGCCAUGUGAUGACACACAGGAAAUAACUGUUGAUGCUGCUAAUAUAAACAAUGACGUCGUAAUAAGCGUUCCAAAUGGAGACAACGAGGAUAACUCACCCAUUGAAGUAGGUGGCUUACAAGAACCUUUUUCUGAAGAAGUUCCUGCAGAGAAGAUCAAUGAUGCUGAACCAACUACUACCCAUGAGGUUGAAUUUGCAAAUGAAAACACUGUAAAAGUCAACUUGAAUGAAAACGAGGAAAAACUAGAAUGUCCUCAUGUAAACGAAGAAGUAUAUAUUGAGUCAUUGCAGGUAGCAGAUGAGGAUGUUAAAGAUACUUCUUCAAGUCAAGAUAGAAAACCAAGCCAUUUAGAAGAGCAAGCCUCAACCAAAGAUUCUCACGAAACUAUGGGCGAUGAAAGAUGUGCAAAAUCAUUUGAUUCAACUGAUUUGAAGCAAGAAACUCUUGAGGAUGAGGCCAGAAUCAUAGUCAACUAUGCAGCCACUACAGAUGAGGACACUAAAGAAGAUUCACGAAGCCAAGUAGAUGACUUACUAUUGGAACGGGAAGAACAUUCAGUAAAGGAUAGUGAAAGCACAUCAGUCUCAUAUGUUCCAAAAGAUAACAUCACAGAAAGCACAUUGGUUAAGGAAGUAGCAGAGGUUGGCGAUCCUAUUGACACAGAAAUAGUAACUGAGGAUAUCAAGGCAUUUUCUCCUUGUCAAGAUACAGAAUUAAGUUCCACUGUGGAGCAAAUCACAGAUUCGAAAGAUAUCUCAAGUAACAAAAUAACAGAAAAGACAGCUGAUGCAACAGGCGAGGAAACUCAAGAGGCUCAGGAUAUUGCAAAAGGUGUUCCACGAGAAGAUGACUCGCCAAAUGAGCAAGAUACUGAAGCUAUGUUAAUGAAGGAAGAUGUAUCUAUUGAGUCGCCUCGAAUAGUAGCUGAGGAUAUAAAAGAAUCUUGUUCGAGUGAAAUUAGGGAAACAAAUGCUCAAGAAGAACAAAUUCCAUGUGCCAGUUCUGGAGUAGUCAUCAAUGACAAUGAAGAGAAGAAAACAAUUGAUCCAACAAUCUUUGAAAAUGAAAUUCCUAAGGAUGAGGUUGUCCAAACAACAAUAAUCCCUGAGGGAGAAAGUGAGGAACAUAACAAGGAAGAUGAAAUUUGCAGCUCAGACGAACUGCAGGAACAUUUGAUACUUUCAGAAGGGAAAAGCAAGGAGAAAGCCAAAGAGACCUAUAAAGAAGCCUGUGUUGAGGCUGAGCAGUUUGAUUUAUCAUCUCAAACCAAAGACAUAUCAGAAUGUGCAAUUGGUGAUGUUGGGCAGGAAACCCCAGAAGAGAAUGAAAAAUAUACAACAGAAAAGUCUUCUGGAGAGGAUGAUCCUAAAACAAUCAUAGAAUGUGAAGCAUCCUCUGCUAGUGAAGACAUAAAAUUAACAGAACAAUCCUUAGAGGAUGCAUCUAUCACUGCUGAAGUGCAAGAAGCAAAAGCUGGGAUUGAUUUGGGGGUUGCUGUUCUAGUCCAAGAAGCAACUGGAACAGAAAGACAAGAGGUGGAAGAAUUGAAUGAUGAAUGCACAGAGAUGACACACGCCUCCACACCAGAUGAAUCUUCCGUUAUGACUGCAUCAAAAACGAUAGGAGAAAGUACUGAAGGAGCACCACUGGAGGCAAAAGACCAACAGACCAAAGACAUUGUACUAACUGAACAACUCUCAGAGGGUGCAUGCAUCACUGCUGAAGUCCAAGAAGAAAAAGAUGGGAUUUAUUUGGGGGCUGCUGUUCCAGUCCCAGAAGCAACUGGAUCAGAAGAAAGAACAGAGACCAGUGACGGAAAGGAAGCAAACCCAAUUCAAGUUGCACCUGUCUCAGAGACUCUAGAGCAAGAAAUAGAAAAACAGAAACUUGGAAGGGAUACUGCGGACGUCCAUGAAGAAGAUAAACAUAUAUCUAAUAUCCCUAAUCAGUUAGAAGCUGUCUGUGUUGCAGAUACAGAAAAGGUCCCAGAGUCAAGCAUUCAUCAAAGUUCUGCUGAGAAUACAGGUCAAUGUGACAAAAAAGAAGGAAAUCAACAAAUUGACUCCCCUCUUGUCUUGCCACAUGCCCAAUGUUCAGACAUCAAAAUAUCAGAGAAUGAGCCACGAUGUGUUGGAGGUGUGGCUAGCACUGAUGUAACAGAAUCGGAGGCAUCCCCUCUUUCCUUGAAAGAUAACCAUGUCGUUCUGGAAGCAGAUGAUACCAGGUAUUUGAUUCUUGAGAACCAAGAUGGCGACAAGAAUAUAUCUACAGAAUAUUCCCAAGGUGAACAUGAAGUAGAGAGACCUUCUAAAGUUGAGAAAGAAAGAGAGGAAUGCGGAAAUGAGGAAAGAAAGGACAAGCAAAUAGAAGGGAAGCCUGAAUCAGAGGAGACUGACAAACCUUCAUUGUCAGAUCUACUUCAGGUAUCUACGAGAGGAACCUCUGAGAUGGAAGAUCAUUCUCCCACUGAAAAAGAGCCAACCAGCCACACUGAAGACAUGCAUGCUGAAAACACUGGUGAGGUUGAGUAUGAACACAUGAAAACGGAUGAGGAGAAAGAUGAUGAAGAUGAAUCACAUGAACCAAAAUUGGACUUAGGUUCUGAAGCACCAGUCGUGGUGGAUACUGGAGACACAGACAUGAAAGUAGCUCAUAAGAAAUCUCACAACAUACUUUCAGGCGUUGGAUCAAAAGUGAAGCAUUCAAUUGCCAAGGUGAAGAAAGCCAUUACAGGCAAAUCUCCAAAAAAAGUGACAACCCCAGAAAGUAAAUAA